AUGGGCCAGCAGAUUGCUCCGCCCUCAAAGUCCCCAGCACCAAAAAGACGCAAAACAACUCCACCCACCUCAUCCUCUACAGCCCUCGAUGAAAAAGUCGCGCCUUGUCCAGCCUGUCCGGGUGUCUUCAAAACACGCCCAGAGACUACACGCGCGAUCCUCCACUAUGAAUCAGAAAUCCUGGACGCAUAUAGAAAACUAAAAGAAGAAACGCGGCAAGAAGGCGAACAGGGCCCUGAUGAAGAAGCGUUUCUCGAACUUCUUAGGCACUCUGAUAUUUAUUCAUCAGAUUUGUCCAACCUCUCUAAUCCGGUUUAUAAACUGAGAGAAAUGCGAAAAGACCUUCGCGUUUCUCGCUCGCGAAUUCCCAACGAUCUGUUCAUGGAGAUCGUUGGCGAUUGGGAUAUGGCCGUUGAGCAAUAUGGUCCUCUCCUCAGUCAUGAUAGUAAAAAGGGACGUUCGGGGGUUGUAUCUUCUUUGGUGUGCAGUAUUGUGCGCGUCUUUCACAGCGCAAUUCUAAAUAAACCUGGAGCGUUUUUCGAAGGGCGAUCAUCCCAGAAGGGAAGAAUCCAGAAUUAUUUUAUGAUGAUGAAUAAGUUUGUCAGCAUUGUGUUCAUGGAAGUCGAACCUCUCAUGGCUAUGGGUAGAUCACAGGAAAAUGUCAUAGGGCAGCUUCUUGCUGAAUGUGUUGUACGCGACUAUGCAAACCGAAGAACUGGACAUUGGACGCCAAUCCUCGCUAUUCUGUGCAAUGGUACCAACUUCCAGUUCUUUGUUCUUGAUGCAGCAGACGAGGUCGCUUAUUCAUCAGGAUGGAAGAACGGUCUGAUGAUUGAUGAAGGAGAAGGCGAAGAGACAAAGUUAUUAUAUUCAAUCAAACGAGGUUAUUACAUCAUCCUCGCUUUACCUCCAGGCUAUAGCUAA
Molecule: messenger RNA, 924 nt
Organism: Aspergillus glaucus CBS 516.65
Lineage: Eukaryota; Fungi; Ascomycota; Eurotiomycetes; Eurotiales; Aspergillaceae
Exons: 4
Coding region: 1-924 (307 amino acids)
Source: RefSeq, a predicted model, not a curated record